Cydia pomonella (codling moth) is the source of this 3628-nucleotide messenger RNA. RefSeq names its product DNA repair protein XRCC1 (gene XRCC1). Gene Ontology annotation, molecular function: damaged DNA binding. The transcript has 10 exons. Gene Ontology annotation, biological process: single strand break repair; base-excision repair. Bases 233 to 2671 code for a protein of 812 amino acids. Gene Ontology annotation, cellular component: nucleus. The record is from RefSeq and is a predicted model, not a curated record. NCBI's taxonomy places the organism in Eukaryota, Metazoa, Arthropoda, Insecta, Lepidoptera, Tortricidae.
CCUAUGCGUAAAACCAAGCGUAAUAAAAAUGUCACUGUCUUGUCAUAGUUGUCAUAUUGACAUUGACACUUGACAGCCAAAUGUUUGCGAAAUUACGCGCUAGUUCCGCCCGGUUGUUUCUUUCCUUAAUAGCAAGUUAAUUAUGACUCCAACUAUUUUAAAGUCUUUAUUGGAACGCAAGUAAAAUUUUUCUUCAGUGUUUCAUCUUACGCUUACCUUUGAAACCGACGGCAUGCCUCGAGUAAAACUAGACUACGUCGUGAGUUUUAGCAGCGAAGAUUCUGAAAAUCCAGCAAGCAAUUUACUAGCAUAUGAAGUGAGCAAGAAGAAAUGGCUUUGCAAAGCGGGGGAGGCGUCCUGCUCAGUUGUACUGCAGCUCAACCAUGCAGUUCAGAUUUCUACAGUUCACAUUGGUGCAUACCAUGCGGCACUAGUAGAAGUCCUGGUUGGGCGCUCAGAGACUCCAAAUAACCAAUUUGAAGUACUGGUCCCGUCCAGCGUGUUCCUAUCGCCUAUGGACUCGCGCCGCGGGACCGGCGUGGAGCGCGUGCGCUCGUUCAGCGCCGAGCAGCUGGCACCUGCUAAAGCUCAAAAAUGGGAUCGAGUUAGAAUCGUGUGCUCGCAGCCUUAUAACAAGCACUGUAAGUACGGCCUCUCCUUCGUGCACAUAUUCGAGUCAGACAAAUCCGAGUCUGACAAGCCUUCAUCGCCGCAGCUCGUGCCAGCACCGGCCGUACCUACUCGAGUAGCAGUGCCAGUAGGACAGUACUCCUCGGAUGAGGAUGAUUUCAGGCCAGGGGAGCUGUUCGCUAAGCAUCGACUGAGCGAAGGUAGCAAAAAUACUGAAGCUCAAAUACGACAAGCAUCAUCCCAAGCCCUCCGAAACAUAAAUGACACCGCAACAAAACUAGUUAAAACUCCCAUAGCUAAAACCAAUACCAGUCGAACCAACCAAACCAAUGACUUCAGCACAAGCAGACAGAAAGACAACCUCAUGUAUACUGAUGAUGAUGAACAACCACACGCGAAAAUAGACUCUGUAGUAAAGAGGCAUAAGGAUGAGAAAGAACAAGAAACUAAAAAGAAAGAAGCUGUGCAAAAUCUGUUUAGAAAAGAUAAGGAACGAACUAACAGAUUAGAGCAAGCUAGUAAGAACUUUAAAGAGUUUCUUGAUGAUAAAGAAGAUAAGAAGAAUUCAAGUAGUUCUAGAAGUAAAGACAAUUCUAAAGAGAAUGAUAGAAGGAAUAAAGAACUAAAUAAUUCUACAAGUAAGGAUAGUUCGAGACAUGAAGACAGAAGAAACAAAGAUUUGAGUAAUUCUAGAAGUCGAGAUAGUUCUAAAGACAAUAAAGGAAAUACAGACAGUUUGAAUAAUACUAGAAAUAAAGAUAGCUCUAGAGAUAAUGAAAGAAGGAACAGGGAUGAUGGAAAUAGUUCACAAUCGCGGACAAAAGAUGCAGGAGCUAGUGGAGAUAAUAGGAAAAGACAACACUCCGAUGAUAGGCAGAAAGGAAAAGAAAUAGAUGUGGUCCGCCCCGGGCCAGUGAGCUCCACUCCUCACACCCUGCUGGCAGGCGUGGUGUUCGCGCUGAGCGGCUACGAGAACCCGCGCCGGGCGCGCCUGCGCGACGCCGCCGCGGCCAUGGGCGCGCGCUUCCAGCGCGACUGGAGCCCCGCCUGCACACAUCUUAUAUGCGCCUUCCCAAACACGCCCAAACUCCGAACAGUCCGCAGCUCCCCAUCUGGCAGCAACUGUAUAGUGGUACUAGGGGAGUGGAUAGAACAGUGCUGCGAGAAGAAAAGGCUGCUUCCGUGGCAGUGGUUCGCCACGGAACCCAAGAAGAAAGUCCAACCCCCUGCUGGCUGGGAUGACGAUGAUAAGACUGCUUCAGAAUACGACACUGACGACGAAAUCGAGAAAGUAUUACGAAAACAGAAGAAACAACGCACUGACAAAUCUCCCUCCCCUCAACCAACCACCAGCAGGGAUUCGCCCCAACCCCAUUCAAGCAGAGACUUGGCUCCAAGACCACAAACCAGCAGAGAAAAAUCACCAACACCUCAUUCAAGCAGAGACUUGUCACCAAGACCACAAACCAGCAGAGAAAAAUCACCAACACCUCAUUCAAGUAGAGAAAAAUCACCAAAACCACAUACUAGCAGAGAGAAAUCACCAAAACAGAGUUCAAGAAAAGAAAACCAACAAAAACGUACCAAAGAACGAUCACACAGUAAAGAAUCACCAAAACAAAAACGAAACCUCAACUUUUCUAACAUGUCUUCAGACUCCGAUGUAGCUUUUGUUAAAGAUGAAAGAAUCCAAGCUAAUAUUACAAUUGAUUCUGGAGAUUCUACGGAUGAAGAGAAACCAGUGGUCAAGGAAAAGAUAGAUAAGGCGCGUGUGUUACCAGAUUUCUUCGAUGGAUAUACGUUUGUGAUCGAUGAUCGUGUGGAAGACGCUGGGUUCGAUAAGGAGCUGCUGAACAGAUAUGUGAAGGCGUAUGGUGGUGUUGUUAUGGAUACGUCUGCAGUGGAUUCGGACAGCGACAUCAGUUUCGUGCUAAGCGCCGGCGCCGGUUACAGCAAGAAUGGGCUUCGCGUGCGCGCCGACUGGUUGUGGCGGUGCCAUGAGGAGAAACGGCUCGCUGAUGUGGAAGAUUAUAAGCUCUAAGUCAAGGGACUAAGGUCUAUUUUUAGUCCCCGGAAAGUCAUUCCAGCUAACGAAGAGGGACACGAAUCGAUAACCUGGCAACCUGAACCCGGAAACCUGACAGCCAAUAAGUUUGGAAACCCCUGCUGAUGUCUGCUUAAUCAACUUGAAAAUUUGCUUCUUGCAAAGUAAGCUUGAAAAAUUAUUCCAUUGUCGCUCAAAGCAUUGGUAAUAUGGCAGAGCCUAAACUUUUAAGAGCACUUAUAGAUCGUGUCAUUCACGAAGACGCGUGCGCGUAUAUUUAUAUUAUAUAUUAACCUUUAAACGCCCCGCCUAUAGUGCGUGAGGCCUUAUCGGGAACCGCGUCGGAAUUAGGGAGUGCUGACUUCGAAAUAACCGUAUAUUUCGGUUUAUUUUAUACUCCAAAUGUAGGAAUCCGCUGUGUUUUUAAAUAACGACUUCGUAUUAUUAGAUUGCCCAAUUAGAUAUGAAAUAAUUAACAAAGAACGAAAAAAUACCGUUUUCGUACCCAUGCAAAAAAUACCGGUUUCCGAUCCUUGCUCCCGGUACUGGUUUUACCGGGAAUUCCCGGUUCUCGCCAUACAAACUCCCAAUCAGUACCGGGAGCAUUCCCUAGUCGGAAUGUACGAAGAUUGACGCGCCGCACACUAUAGGCGAAGCGUUCAAAGGGUUAAGGAACGACAAAAAAUUUACCCUGACGUAUGUAACUUGUUAUUUGAUUAAUGUAUUGUUGCUAGUUGUAUAUAAACGGUCUUCACACUGGAUACUGAUACUCACGCCGCUACGGUGUGCGAACGGGACAUUGCUAUACACGUGUAUAACUAUGUCUCGCUCACACACCGGAGGAGUGCAGAUUUGAGCCAGUGUGAUAUUGCUUAAGGAUUGAGAUUUGCAGUGAUAAACCAAACAAAAUAUUAUAAUAAUCAAUUUAUUGACGAAUAAAAUGAUUGUUUUUUA